Messenger RNA from Aspergillus niger, 501 nucleotides. RefSeq lists its product as uncharacterized. The coding region runs from base 1 to 501 and encodes 166 amino acids. Lineage: Eukaryota; Fungi; Ascomycota; Eurotiomycetes; Eurotiales; Aspergillaceae. The transcript has 2 exons. The record is from RefSeq and is a predicted model, not a curated record.
AUGGCUAAUGUCUAUCAUUUUGCUGAUGUUGGAUCAAAUCUCGCCCUGGUUCUGCCCUUGACCAGGAUCGGACCUAUCUGGCAGUUCGUGCAGGGCCAGAUAGGAGGACAUGGUCUCUUGGCGUUCCCGAGGCUGCGUCACACAAUCAGUGCUUACGUGCCUCCGUACCCCAAGAAUUUUGCGCCAACUGAUUCUCAAAACAAACUACCAAGAGCCCAAGGGUCUAUCACGUUCUGCCUUGCCAAGGAAGGAAAGGCUGAAGUCGAUCGCCAUUUCAUUGGAAGAGAGAAAUGCCAGGACCACACCAUUAGAUUUUUAUCUGAUCCCACACUACGUUAUCUGAUCCGCGCUGCCAUCGCCCAUUCGUGCCAGACAGGAUGCAUGAUGGCCGGAUUCACCCAGAGAUCUACAUCGGGAAGCGCGCCUCGUGCAAAAUGGAUACACUACUCCUGCAUGCGAUGGUCCGAUGCUCGCAGCCUUUCCGCUCCGUCGGAAUGUUGA